AUUAGGGUUAAAAGAGCCAUUUUUUUGUUUUCUCGACGCGCAACAAAUCCAGACCAAAGAGGAAGAUCGAAAUGGCGAUGAGGAGGGUUUACAGUGAGAUCAAGGGGAAGAAGGUGAAGGAGCUUCCCGGCUAUUUCAAAUCGACGUUUUCAUUGGAGACGGUGAAGACCUCUGUGAAGAGAGGUCUCGAUAACUACAACGACAAAUACAUCCAGACCAGCUCCAUCGAUCCUCUCCUUCAUAUCUGCUUCUAUGGCAUGGCCUUCUCCUACCUCGUCGCUCUCCCCAACGAGCGUCGCCAUCUCGAGCACCAGCAGCAUGCCAAGGAGCACGGUGGCCACUGAUCUCGACGAAUCGUUUUUCGAUCUCUCGAUGAGUUUAGAGGUUGCUGUGAAGUCUUUCUGCGAUGGUGACGACUCAAGAUUGUAUUGUGUUAUUGUUUUCUUUUCUUGCAAUUUCCUGGAUAUUGUUGACCUAAAGGAAACCUUUCUUUUGAAUUGCACUUGAUAGCGGCAAUAAUUGAAGCAUGAUAUCCCAUGAAUAAUGAAACAAUUUUUUUUUUGUCCCGUGAGAAAUCGUGAAGCUGUGGAUUCAGGGUUUGUUUUGCCAUAUUUCAGUUUAAUCUA
Messenger RNA from Eutrema salsugineum, 626 nucleotides. RefSeq lists its product as uncharacterized. The coding region runs from base 72 to 344 and encodes 90 amino acids. The record is from RefSeq and is a predicted model, not a curated record. Lineage: Eukaryota; Viridiplantae; Streptophyta; Magnoliopsida; Brassicales; Brassicaceae. The transcript is spliced from 2 exons.